Messenger RNA from Zootoca vivipara (common lizard), 5716 nucleotides. It is a transcript of the gene AXIN2, whose product is annotated as axin 2. Gene Ontology annotation, molecular function: molecular adaptor activity; protein kinase binding; I-SMAD binding. NCBI's taxonomy places the organism in Eukaryota, Metazoa, Chordata, Lepidosauria, Squamata, Lacertidae. Gene Ontology annotation, cellular component: plasma membrane; nucleus; beta-catenin destruction complex. Gene Ontology annotation, biological process: positive regulation of proteasomal ubiquitin-dependent protein catabolic process; positive regulation of protein kinase activity; negative regulation of canonical Wnt signaling pathway. The record is from RefSeq and is a predicted model, not a curated record.
UGUGCGUGGUUGGUUUGGGGGGGAGAGAGAGAAGGGUCCAUUUUCAGACUUGGACUUUUCAGAUUGGAAAGGGAGGUCGAGAUCAAGGAUGUGCAUUUCUUUAUGUGCGGGGAGGUAGGGAUGCAGCGAGGAUGCGAGGACUCCCUGCCUCUUCUCCCUCUCCCCCCCCACUCUUCCUUUACACCCCUCCCACUUCUCUCGGCACCCCCUGCGAACUCCAAAGAGCCAAACUGCAGGCUUACUUAGGGGUCAGUUGUUGCACAGGGCUCGGAGAAAGCAACUGGCUUAAGACUUCUCUGUGGCUUUCUCUCUUUCUCUCCCCCCCCCCCAACCUUCACUCUCCCAAUUCCUCUUCUCGGUUCCUGAGAUCUCUCGGCCUUUUUCCCUCUCUCUCUCCCCCCCCUUCCCUCCAGUCAGUCGCCAUUUCUGGAGGGUUACUUACCACCCCCCUCUUUUAUUUUUAACCCCCUCUUAAGGGUUGCAUUUUAGCAGCUCGGUGGACUACAAUGUCUUCUUUUAAACCCCCCCCCCCAACCAGUCUCCCUCUUCCUCGCUCGCUCUCUUUGAUGGGGGGAACUGGAGAAUAUAACAGCCGGGCUUGGAAUUUCUGCACGCGUUCAGAGAGAAGACUCUGAAGAAUCCCCUGCUGACUUGAGAAAGAAAAGAGAGAGGGAGAGAGACAACACACAUACAGAUUACUGAGGAACUUAAAAAGAAAAAGUCCUGCCAGAAGGGACUCCUGGAACCAUGAGCAGUGCAGCAUUACUGACUCACCUCCCAGACCCCAGCAGCAGCUUCAGAGAAGAUGCCCCACGCCCCCCUGUACCAGGGGAAGAAGGAGAGACACCAUGCCACCUGGCUGCCACUUUGUUUGCCAUGAAAAACCAAAGCUUCAAGGCCAUGUCAGUUUCUUCCACGCCAAGGAGGAAUGAAGAUGGCCUUGGGGAGCCAGAAGGCAGCGCAUUCCCGGACUCUCCUCUAGCACGAUGGACCAAAUCCUUGCAUUCCUUACUGGGGGAUCAAGAUGGUGCCUAUCUCUUCCGGACCUUCCUGGAAAGAGAAAAAUGUGUGGAUACUUUGGACUUCUGGUUUGCCUGCAAUGGGUUCAGGCAGAUGGACCUUAAGGAUACCAAAACUUUACGAGUAGCCAAAGCUAUAUACAAACGGUACAUUGAGAACAACAGCAUUGUCUCCAAACAGCUCAAGCCUGCCACCAAGACCUACAUAAGGGAUAAUAUCAAAAAGCAGCAGAUCGAUUCUAUAAUGUUUGAUCAGGCACAGACUGAGAUUCAGACAGUGAUGGAGGAAAAUGCUUACCAGAUGUUUUUAACUUCUGAUGUAUACCUCGAAUAUGUAAGGAGUGGGGGAGAAAAUCCUGCUUACAUCAACAGCAAUGGACUGGGGAGCUUAAAAGUUGACUGUGGCUAUCUCCCUACCUUGAAUGAAGAAGAGGAAUGGAGCUGUGCAGACUUUAAGAACAAACUUUUGCCAUCCGUGCUAGGACUAUCCAGUAAGGCAUUGAGGGCUACAGCAAGUGUCCGAGCUACAGAAAUUGUGGAGAAUGGGUUCAGGUCCUUUAAGAGGAACGAUCCUGUUAACCCUUACCAUGUGAACUCUGGCUAUGUCUUUGCUCCUGCCACCAGUGCAAAUGAUAGCGAAAUAUCUAGUGAUGCUCUGACUGAUGACUCCAUGUCUAUGACGGACAGUAGCGUUGAUGGGAUCCCUCCAUACAGACUCGGGAGCAAAAAGCAACUCCAGCGGGAAAUGCAUCGGAGCGUCAAGGCCAACGGUCAAGUUUCUCUACCUCACUUUCCACGAACCCACCGCCUUCCUAAGGAAAUGACCCCCGUGGAACCGGCCACCUUCGCAGCCGAGCUCAUCUCUCGGCUGGAGAAGCUCAAGCGGGAGCAAGAGACCAUGGACUGCUUGGAAGAGAGGCUGCAGCAAAUCACAGAGGAUGAAGAGAAGGAGGGAUCUGACGCACUUGCGGGCGCACCACCUGGCCGAGAGGUUGGGGCCAAUCAGCACCCGCAGCACCCCCUUGCUCUCUUGCCCUCCGGCAGCUACGAGGACGACCCUCAGGCAAUCCUAGACGACCACCUCUCCCGAGUGCUGAAGACCCCGGGGUGCCAGUCGCCUGGCGUGGGCCGGCACAGCCCUCGUGCACGCUCUCCGGACCGCCUCCCCGGGGGCAAGUUGCUCCUCACGCCGGGCACAGCCUCGAUCCCCACAGCCUGCGCCCUCGUUGGCAAAGGAUUUAUCACGAAGCAGACCACCAACCACGUCCACCACCACUACAUCCACCACCACACCAUUCCCAAGACGAAAGAGCAGAUAGAAGCGGAAGCUGCCCAGCGAGUCCAGUGUUUAUGUGCCGCUGGGGGCAGUGACUAUUAUUGCUACUCAAAGUGCAAGGGGCACUCCAAGGGGGUCGACCUCCCUAUGGCUCAGCUAGAGCCGUUUGGCCUCAGCCGAACCGGGACACUACCCAAAAGGAACUGUAAGCUACCAGAUGGCAUCAUCCUGCCAGGAGGGGAAGGAGGAGGGCUCUCCAUACCACCAGGAAUCCAGCUACCUGGAGGGGAGGCGGACCGCUCUCAGAAUGUCUGGCAGUGGAUGCUGGAGAGCGAAAGACAAUCUAAGCACAAACCCCAUAGCACACAAAGCACAAAGAAGGCCUACAAUUUAGAGUCCACCAGAGGCAUGCCUGGUGAGCGCCCAGCCCGUCACCACCUCUGGGGGAGCAGUAGCCACCCACGCGGUGCACAGCCCGCCCACCCUUUCGUCCAGGACCCCGCCAUGCCCCCUCUGACGCCGCCUAACACUCUGGCCCAGCUGGAGGAAGCUUGCCGCAGGCUAGCAGAAGUGUCCAAGCCACAGAAACAACGAUGUUCAGCUUCGAGUCAGCCCAGGGAUCGCAACAACUUGACUUCUGUACCAGGAGGAAACAGUCCUUUCUGCAAUGCAAGCGUAGCGGCAGAAGAUCACAAAGAACCAAAGAAACUCCCUGUUGCUCACUCUUCCCAGCCUAGUGACUUGGUUGUCACUUAUUUUUUCUGUGGAGAGGAAAUUCCCUAUAGGAGGAUGUUAAAGGCCCAGAGCCUAACACUUGGGCACUUUAAAGAGCAGCUGAGCAAGAAAGGAAAUUAUAGGUAUUACUUCAAGAAGGCAAGCAAAGAGUUUGACUGCGGUGCAGUUUUUGAAGAAAUCUGGAACGACGACACUGUUCUGCCAAUGUACGAAGGAAGAGUCCUUGGGAAAGUGGAGAGGAUUGACUGAUAGAUUGACUGGCUGGCAUUGUCUGUGUGAGUGUGUUUUAAGGAGACAUAAGCUAAAAGACGCUGGCUUUUGGACAAAACCACCAAACAAAGCUUUUGAAGGAAGUUUGGAACCAAUGAAGAAAAAGCAACACAGACAAACUAAGGUCUAUGAAGACUUUGCCAAAUCAGCCUUACUUUUUUUUUAAUUAAAAAAAGGUGUCUGUUGAGCUGGGUGCAAGGAUGUUAACAACCCCGAACUAUUUAUUGAAAACAUGACCACUCUGGGUUAUUGAAGAUGCAGACCAUGUUUUGAAAGACUUCCAUAUAUAAUAUAUGGCUUCCUGGGGAUCCCAAACCUUAUGGACUAAGAGAAACUGUGUACAGCUUACCUUACAGUAAUCCUUAUUGAUAUUUAUUGAACAGUCUGGUUUUUUCCCUUAAGUCCAGUUUAUGGACAUGCUGCUUUAAACAAUGGAGAGAAGAGAAGAUGUGAUAUGGAAAAAGGGGUGGUUUUAUAUUUUUAUUAUUUACUUUGUUUCCACUAUCUAAAUCAUUAGAGUUUUGUCUUUUAUUAAGAAGAAAAGAAAAGUGAAUUCAUUUCUGCCACCUUAGAAAAUAAGCUGGAACCAUGUUCUGUCCAGCAUUAUUCCUCCAGCUGUUUUUUCUUGGAGGAAAAGGGGAGGAAGAGGGAAUAUUGUCUUACACAUUUACUCUUCUAAAAAUUGGUAGAUUUUGAAUCAAUGCUGCUCUGUUUGUUAGGUCUGGUUCAGAUAUACAAUACUCGGUUGCCUAUCCGUGGUUAGGAGAUCAGGAUCACCCCAUAGACCGUUACAUUCUUUGUCCUGCUUCCUUUCCCCACAAAUCCUCUUUUGGGUAUAACCACAGUAAAGGUAAAAGGUAAAUGACCCCUGGAUGGUGAAGUCUAGUCAAAGGCAACUAUGGGGUGUGGUGCUCAUCUGCAGACAGCUUUCCGAGUCUUGUGGCCAGCAUGCUUCUGGCACAGCAAAACACUGAUGGAAGCCAGAGCGCACGGAAACACCAUUUACCUUCCCACUGCAGUGGUACCUAUUUAUCUACUUGUGCUGGUAUGCUUUCAAACUUCUAGGUUGGCAGAAGGUGGGACAGAGCAAUGGGAGCUCAUCCCAUCGCCGGGAUUUGAACCACCGACCUUCCGAUCAGCAAGCCCAAGAGGCUCAGUGGUUUAGACCACAAUGCCACCCACGUAACCACGGUGCAGGGUUAUAUCUGCCUUGAUGGUAAGACUAGCUGUGGUUAUGUUUAGCAGAGUUUACUCAAGCCUGCUUCCAAUCAUGGUUGCGAAGUUUGGUUUGAAGCUCACCAUGGCUACCAUUAAUGAUGGUCCAAAGGAAUGCUGCACCUUGAUGAGCUUGGGGAAAAUUCACUGCAGGAGAGGGCGAAGAAUGAAUACAAGCCCAUAGGUGUUCCUGAUCCCCCUAACCAUGGGCAGAUUGAGAAUGUUGGCUCUGCACCAGACCUAGCAGUGUUCUCAUGGGAUAAAUAUAACAGCUACAGGGGGUAAUUAACAAUACAUGGGUCUUGUCAGUCAGUUUCUGUGGUAAGAAUAUACAGUUGUCUGUAUUUUUGUAGCAUUGCAGUAUGCAAUGCAUUGCAUUGCUUCCAGUGUCUUCAGCAAAGCAUUCUAUAGCACAGCCAUCCCCAGACCGGCCCUCCAGAUGUUUUGGACUACAAUUCCCAUCAUCCCUGACCACUGGUCCUGUUAGCUAGGGAUCAUGGGAGUUGUAGGCCAAAACAUCUGGAGGGCCGCAAUUUGGGGAUGCCUGCUAUAGCAAGUCCCCAAGUGCAGAAUUAUGAAGUUAAUGCAGACCCAAAUGGUUCAUAUAGUCCAGUUUUAUGAAAAGCGGUACAUGAAACGAUCCAGUUCACAUAAACACCAGUUUAGCCAGAUCACACACACACACACACACACACACACACACACACACACACACACACACAAACACUUUGGUCUCCAGCUGUUUUUGGACUACAGUUCCCAUCAUCCCUGACCACAGCUGCUAGCUAGGGAUGAUGGGAUUUGUAGUCCAAAAACAGCUGGAGACCUAAGUUUGGGAAACCCUGAAUAGAAUGCUUUUCAACAAAAUCAGUGAUGCUUUUUUAUUUAUUUAUUUGAAGAAAUGUAGCCACAUUUUCGGUAGUGGUACUUUUCUGUAUGGUAAACUAUAUUUAAUCGGCCAAACCGUCAAAGUGUAUGGCGCCCCAUCCCAUUCCAUUAUAGCAAAUGGAAGCUAUGAGCUGGUGCCCGGUUCAAUCCUGCGUAGCUUGCUUCCAACUUUCUAGAGGAUGAAAUUACGGCUCCCCAUAAUAAAAGAUUCCACUGAGCUACAUAAGGGCAACAGAGUCUCUCGCUUUGGGUGUGUCGUCGUUCAAACUAUCAAACACAUUCUCUAAUUGGAUUGUGUGUAUUGUGGCAAAAA